This is a messenger RNA of Mercurialis annua (annual mercury), 1165 nucleotides long. RefSeq lists its product as uncharacterized. The transcript has 7 exons. The coding region runs from base 318 to 932 and encodes 204 amino acids. Lineage: Eukaryota; Viridiplantae; Streptophyta; Magnoliopsida; Malpighiales; Euphorbiaceae. The record is from RefSeq and is a predicted model, not a curated record.
AAAAUAAAAUUAGAAGAGAACAAUUUAGGUCUUCUCUCACCUUCUGAUUUCUACCCAUCGAUUUUGUUCUCUUGUUCGAUUAUCCUUCGAUUCUCUUCUCCGAUUAUCCUUCGAUUCUCUUCUCUCCCGCUCAAGUUCAAGGUUCUAUUUGUGAUUGUUCUUCAUUCCCACGCUCAAGUUCAAGGUUCUAUUUGUGAUUGUUCUUCAUUCCCACGCUCAAGUUCAAGGUUCUAUUUGUGAUUGUUCUUCAUUCCCUUCGAUGAAAUCACUAUGAGGAUGGGCAUGAUGCUGAAGACUCAAAGCAGAGCACUACUGAUAUGGCUUCUUUCGUAAGGUUGUGUGAAAGUGGUCGUUAUGUUAGGAGUGCUAGAUGGAAAAGGGUGAUUUUAAGUUGUCUAUUAAGGUUUAUAAUGAAGCCGAUUAGAACAAAGUUUAUAACUCCAGGUGUCGGACGUGGGAACAUAUCAAAAUCAUUCCACUCUCAUGAUGAAAUUGGUCCAUUAGGUGUUAGACGUGGGCACGUAUUGAAAUCAUUUCACUCUCAAGAUGAAAUUGGUGCAUUAGGUGUCAGACGAGGACACGUAUCGAACUCAUUCCAUUCUCUUAGGACUGCAAAUUCAGUUUUAAAUGAUGAUUCUAGAAGUAUAAACUUCUCAUUAUCAAAUUUGUCCAAGGGGACUGAAAAGGGUCAGCCAAGUUCUAACAAUGAAGAAGUCUUCAUGGAUGAUGAUGAUGGUCUUCUACAGAGCAACACUAACACUGAAGGCUCUUCUAUUUUGAGAAAAUUAAGAACAAGAUCAGCUCAUUCUAAUGUGCAUAUUCCUCCAAGUGAGUUGUCAUUGCCUCAAGUGCAAGACAAUAUAGUGAGGGAAAGCAGUUCAGGUUCAAGUAAAGCUCAAACAUUUGAAGGGUCCAUCAACAAAGAAGGCUGAACGUGAAGCUCAACUUUUAGAAGAAAAUCAAUUAUUGAAAAGUCGUUUAAGUACAUUGGAAGAUAAAUAUGUCGGAACACUAACAAACCUUUUACUAUGUUGCUGAAGUUUAUGUCGAAACACUGACAAACCUUUUAUGAUCUCAGUUUUAGUAGACUUCUAUUACGAUCUCUGUUUUAGUUUAAAUACUGAAGUUUGUGAUCUUUAUUAUAGUAGACAAUUAAGUACUGAAU